Molecule: messenger RNA, 915 nt
Organism: Aspergillus saccharolyticus JOP 1030-1
Lineage: Eukaryota; Fungi; Ascomycota; Eurotiomycetes; Eurotiales; Aspergillaceae
Product: pyrroline-5-carboxylate reductase family protein
Exons: 2
Coding region: 1-915 (304 amino acids)
Biological process (GO): L-proline biosynthetic process
Molecular function (GO): pyrroline-5-carboxylate reductase activity
Source: RefSeq, a predicted model, not a curated record
AUGAUUCACAAGAUUUCUCAUACCUCCGAUUACCCAUCUCCUCGCAUCACGAUUGCCGGGUGCGGGGUCUUGGGAAAAGGUAUUGCCACCGGUCUUCUGGCCUCGCCGUUGAACCUGGACCCCAGCAAGAUCAGUCUGACGGUCCGACGGGAGCAACACGCGCGCUGUCUGCGCGAGGAAUUCCCCGGCCUUGCAGUUACGCUCGACCACGGGGAUCCAGUCCUCUGGCCGGCGGAGGCGACCGAUGAUGACGAGGCUGGCCAUUUCUUCUUCAUCGUCACGAAGCCGCAGCAUGUCCAGCUGGUCUGUGCCGAUAUCUCCCCCCACAUUCAAGCCAGUCGCACCCCGCCUGUCGUGAUCACCCUCUGUCCAGGCAUCACCAUCGCGCAAUUGCAGGACUGGCUCCCCACGGGCACGCCCAUCGUCCGGUCGAUGCCCAACACCCCGGUGAUGGUUUGCCAGGGGGCGACCGGACUCUUCCCCUCGCCCCUGGUCAGUCCCGGCCAGCUGAGUAUUCUCACCCGGAUGUUCGAAGCCAUCUCGCCGAGCGUCGUCACGCUGGCCCACGAGGAUCAGUUGAAUGUGGUGGCUGCCAUUUCCGGGUCCGCUCCCGCCUACUUCUACCGUCUGAUGGACCAUAUGGUCGCGACGGGCAUCUCCCUCGGACUUCCCGAGUCUCUCGCCCGAGAUCUAAUCACCCAGUCAUGCAUUGGCUCCGGCGCCUUCGCGCGCGAGAUCCCCAGCGUCUCCCUGGCGCAGUUGAGGAAUGAUGUCUGUGUUCCCGGGGGGAGUACGGAGAAGGCGAUGAACGUCCUCGAUGCCCACGGGUGGCAGCGAGGGGUGAAGGAAGCGAUCACCGCCAGUCUCACUGCCAAUCGCUCGAUGGGGCAGGGAACCACAGGAAGAUCGCGAUAG